Messenger RNA from Ectocarpus sp. CCAP 1310/34, 1143 nucleotides. The record is from the annotation of a GenBank genome assembly. Lineage: Eukaryota; Phaeophyceae; Ectocarpales; Ectocarpaceae.
AAAAUGCUCGCAGAAGACGGCGUUUUGCAACGCCAGCUGUACAACACCUGCCGUCAAUCCAUAGCGACCUGCCGUUAAUCCAUAGCCCCCGUUCCGGAAGCAGCAUUGUACGAGAGACAGAAAGCGCGAGAGCGAGCAAGCAGGAGCAACCACACCACCAAGACACCCAGCGCCAUGUCCGAGGAAGCCAAGACGAACGAGGUCGCCGUAUCCAUGCUUAAGUCAGAAAUCCACGUCGACACACAGCAGGAGGUGUCGAAGUUCGACCAGAGCAAGAACCCCAUCCCGAAGGUUGUCCCUCCCCGUGGGUCCAAGGAUGCUCGCUCGUUCCGGCCGUCUACCCUGGCGGAGAUCAACAUGAUGAACCGCUACGAGCCGCUGGAGCUCAAGUGCGGCGGCAAGACGUUCGGCAUCGGCUGCGGGAACUCGCUGGAGGAUGUGCUGCUCAUCAUGGGGUGCAUCCUCGCGCUCUGGUCGUUCGUGCUCGGAGUGUCCGGGCUGCUGCUCAAGUCGGCGAUCGACACAGACCUGCACCACACCGCACUCUGGGUGUACUUCUGGCUGUUCAUCCUCGGCUGCUUUUUGCUGGGCGGCAUGAUCGCCACGGGGCAGGUGGAGCGCUUCCGCAGCGAGCGGGUGGCGGCCGAGAAGCAGCACGACGAUGACGCGGCGGCGGCGAUGUCCGCCUAAACCAAGUAAAUAACAUUUAGGAUAGUACGUGUGGAAAAACACACACACAAAAGGGCGGGGGGGGGAGGGGGGGGCAAGGGGACGAGGGGAGCAACCACACGGACGGUGCUGAAUGUAAAUUUUCGCAUCUCCUGGCGGGGGGGACGCAAGAUUCGAACGGCUCUUGUUGGAUCCCCGCUUCGAGCUUCAAAGUUGUUUUUAGUUUUGUCGGUCUUGUAUAUGCGGUAAAAACGCGUGCUCCUGCGUCCCUUUGGCUGCCCCCCGUCCCCCUUUUUGCCGCGCAUACGUACGGGUACAAGUUUCGCGUGCGGUGGUCGAGUUCUCUCGACUCUGGUUCGUAUCGUUGGGGGCAUAUUUGAUUAUUUUGAGCGUGAGAAAGGAGAAUAAUCAGAACAAGCUUCGGAGUUGGCACGAGGUUGGGUGUAGCUGGUUGGGUGUCAUGCGCGGGAAGGU